CCACCCUCUCUACAGUGUCAACUCAGCACUCUCAGCAACAAUGGCGGAUAAUCAACAAGUACUAGACAUUAGUCGCGAGUUCUCCUGCUUCCUAUGCAAUGGCUACAUCACUCUCCUCGGCUCCAUCACCAUGGAGACCAACUCCCUGCGUCUCGCUGCAGCCAAUGGGAUGAUACUAGAGUCCAUACUGUAUGCCAAGAUGGCUUCUGUGACAGAGGAAGAUCCUCCCACUCCACACUCUCUCUUCCUCAAUAAACCAACCAGGUCGGUGUAUAUCUGCCACCUCAUGCGUAAGGAAAAGCUGCUCAACUUCUUCAAGGCACUCAAUCUCUACCAGGACGAUGUGAGGCUACCAGCUGAGGCUUUGGGAUUCACGAGCUCACAGAUGCUUAAGAAAGCACAAAGCCCAAAUUCUGAUUUGUUCAAAGAUCCUCCAGAAGGAUUUCAGCAGUCUGUAUGGGAAUCAAAAUCUCGUGUGUCCAGUUCCAAUACACAACAGCAGUCUGUAUGGGAAUCAAGAUAUCCUGUUUCCAGUUCCAAUACACAAGUUGUCCCAAUUCAAGGAAUGACAAUACGUGCUAUAACUACUACUGCUGGAGGUGGACAGAUGGUCGUCAUCGCAUCACCCUCUCAGCACCAACCCAAGAAGAAGCCUGUUCUGUGUGACCACUGUGUGGGUCACUUGCGGGGUAUGUUCCCUACUCAUCCACAGGAGGAGCUGGAGAAGGCUCUGAUGGAGGCUCAGGGGGACUUAAACUUUGCACUCACCAUCCUCAUCUCCCAGUCGGACACACAGCAACCAACCAACCCACCACUGCAAGAUGCCCCCCCUCCAGAUGUCCCCCCCACCCAUCAUCACCUCCUAGCGGCUACUGAAGCUUCACCCACGACAGUAGUGUACAGUCCGGUGGUCCUCUCCCUGUCCUUUUCGGCCACGCCCCCUGGUCCCCCAUCCUAUGAUCUCCUCUCUCCCUCGUUUCAAAGAGUCAUGCAGUUCAGCGAUGGUGACCUGAUUGCAGCAAAGUGUAAGCAUCGAAUGUUGGAGUUGUGUUCUGGUCUAUACAAGUCACUACGAGUGGUGGCUGGCUUUGUGCUCUGUGAGAAUGGUGACAUUGGUAAUGGAAUUGUGGUCGCACUUGGAUCAGGAUUUGAGUGUCUGGGUGUGCCCCUCGUACCCGUGGAUGGGGGUGUGGUUUAUAACUCACACGCUGUUGUCACGGCAAGACGAGCAUUUGUUCGGUUUCUCUCUUCUCAAGUUUCUCGGUUCCACUCUCAAAAGCCGAGUAUUCUCAGCCAACGUGACGGGAAGCUGCGACUCUCUCCCUCAAUCAGUGUACACUUGUACGUUAGUAAUGUGCCUUGUGGAGACGCUCGUACCAUUGUCAGGGGUCAAAGGUCAGGAUUAGAGCGACAGCUGCAAGUGGUCAAGCGUGAUUCGUUGUCUGGAGUUCCAACGUCGAGUCUGAGUGAUAUACGAGAGCAGACGGAGGAUAUGUUGUCCAAUGCUGAUCACCCCCUUCUGAGCAUGUCAUGUAGCGACAAAAUGGCCGCCUGGAACGUGACAGGAGUUCAAGGGGCACUAUUAAGCCACUUCAUCCACCCAGUCUACGUUGAUAGUAUUACCGUGGGAACUGACAUGACUAGCAACUGUGAUCACCUAUUUAGAGCAUUUUCAUCUCGUGUGGAAGGCGUGACAAAUCUACCGGAACAUUACCAUGGCAACAAGCCAGACGUGAGAGUACCAUCUCGUUACACUGAUGAUUUCAUUGAAG
This is a messenger RNA of Halichondria panicea, 1772 nucleotides long. Its product is annotated as double-stranded RNA-specific editase B2-like. The record is from RefSeq and is a predicted model, not a curated record. Gene Ontology annotation, biological process: adenosine to inosine editing; RNA processing. Gene Ontology annotation, molecular function: tRNA-specific adenosine deaminase activity; double-stranded RNA adenosine deaminase activity; double-stranded RNA binding. Gene Ontology annotation, cellular component: cytoplasm; nucleolus. Lineage: Eukaryota; Metazoa; Porifera; Demospongiae; Suberitida; Halichondriidae.